UUGAAAAGGCAAACUUCACUCCGACGCGUCAUUUGCGUCGUUGUUAGUUUUAUAAUAUUUUGUGAUUGAAAUUAAUUGUGAUAAGUGUGAUUUUAUACACAAUCCAGUGAUAGUAUUAAUGUUACGAUUUGUUAUGUUAUUGUUAAAAAACGAAAUAUAUUACGAGCUUACCCUGCCUGCAGUGAGUGCCAAGAGCCCCAGAGUCCCAGCCAUUAGAUUGAGUGGAGUGUCCCCUGCCCACACGUAGUCCUGUACGAAGCCAAAAUUCCACGAGACUCUUCGGAUACCUCCUCCAGCAUGGAUCUGGAGAAAGCCCCUACUCUUCACGAGGAGGACUCCAAAGUCACCCUCACUAUCAGACUGAUUAUGCAGGGGAAGGAGGUUGGCAGUAUUAUUGGCAAAAAAGGAGAAAUUGUUAAAAGAUUCAGAGAAGAGUCUGGAGCUAAAAUCAACAUAUCAGAUGGAUCAUGUCCAGAGCGCAUUGUCACAGUUACGGGCACAACUAGUGCUAUAUUUAAAGCAUUUACACUUAUCUGCAAGAAAUUUGAAGAGUGGUGCUCACAAUUCAAUGAAGGAGGUGGCGGUGGCUCACGUGCACCCAUCACGUUACGUCUCAUCGUACCUGCUUCACAGUGCGGAUCUCUUAUUGGAAAAGGUGGUUCCAAGAUUAAGGAGAUCCGAGAUGUCACCGGCGCUAAUAUACAGGUUGCUAGUGAAAUGUUGCCAAACUCAACAGAAAGGGCAGUUACGAUUAGUGGGACGUGUGAUGCGAUAACGCAAUGCAUCUAUCAUAUAUGCUGUGUUAUGUUAGAGAGUCCACCGAAGGGAGCAACUAUCCCAUACAGGCCGAAGCCUAACGUGGCGGGGCCCGUUAUAUUGGCCGGAGGACAAGCUUACACCAUACAAGGAAACUAUGCUGUGCCUGCGCAAGAUGCGGUGUGUGCGCCGGUGUUCCCCCUGCUGGAGAUGAAGCCACCUCUCGCGGGCGCGCUGCCGCCUCAUCACCUGCUGCCGCCGCCGCUGCACGACCACCUUAUGGGCGGUUUGGGAAAAUCUCCACUUGCGGGAUUAGCAGCGCUCGGUCUCGGUGGGUUGGCUCCAGGAAACGCCGGUGGUUUAAACCCAGCAGCAUUAGCAGCUCUAGCGGGAUCGCAGCUACGCACGUCCAACCAGGGUCGUAAUCAGCCCGCGACUAACCAGCAAUCUCAUGAAAUGACCGUGCCAAAUGAGCUAAUCGGCUGCAUUAUUGGAAAGGGUGGCACCAAAAUCGCUGAAAUUCGUCAAAUAUCCGGAGCAAUGAUCAGGAUAUCCAACUGUGAAGAGCGCGAGGGUGGCAGCACUGAUCGUACAAUUACCAUAACUGGCAACCCUGACUCAGUGGCGCUAGCCCAGUAUCUCAUCAAUAUGAGGAUCACGAUGGAGACUGCAGGGCUGCCCCUGCCCGGCUACCACUACAUCGCCCCGAACCACAUCGUGAAGGCUCCGAUCCAUUGAAUGGGGCUCCGCAGCCAGUGCCCCAGCGCGUACUACCUCCAGCACCACGGGACCCUGGCUCCGAUAUACUUCUUCAAAUGACGCGACCAAUCUCUGAGGGGAAGCAAUUGGCAAAUAGCUGAAUGUAUGUUUACAUUUGUUACGAGUUUAUAAGUAUUUUAGAUAUUCUUAUAUUUAUUCUCCACUAUUUAAUUAAUUGGAGGGCGACGUGUCGGUCAUAGAAUCGAUUAUCGAGAGAAAUUUGAUGAUUAGAUUUUGACAUAUUUAAAUUUUGAAUGACUGACGACCAGCCGUGAACGGCGAAUGACAUCACUCGUUCACCGGUCACGGUGCGACAUCGGGAUAUGGCUGAGUUGAUCGAAUUUAUUAUGGACUUAAGCGAUCAAGUUCAAUUAACGGCUGUAUUUAUUUGGUUACGGUCGGUACAGGCAGAUCGCAAUAUAAUGUUCAAAAUGGUAAUUUAUACUAAAGCGAGUGUCGGCGUAGGAAUAGUUGCGUUGAAUCGACCUCGGACCCGCUGAUGUAGCGUAGUCUUAGAAUAGCGAACAGAGUGAGAGGGUUAAAGACAAUAUUUGUAUAUAAAAUAAUUGUAAACCUACAAAUUUAGGUGUUACACUCAACAUUCUCACGAUGUGGCCACUACGUGGUCUAUUUAGCGAAAGAUAGUUUGACGCAAAUUUGGGCGCGGUAAUGGCCACACCGUAAGAUGUCAAACGGCUGCGUUGACACAGAGCGGCGCAGUUUUUGCAACCGGUGGGAUCAAAUCCUUUAAGAAACUUACAAUAAAAAAGAGGAGACAGAGAAGACAUACAUUAUAUCAUUUUAAUCGUAUAUGAUCACAAAAGACAUUAGAUUAUGUAAAAAUUAUGUUGCUAAAUGUGAUAGUCUUCUAACGUACUUACUACUUACAUGAUAUUAUAAAGAUCUCUUUGACGUGGAUCGGCUGAGUAAUAUGAGAGUCGAGCGUACUUAAUAUUGGUUUAGGGAUCAAAGCCAAAGAUUGUUGAAGUUUUUUUAAACAUUAUGAAUGUUGUGCAUAAAUACUAAAUUAUUCUUGAGAGUAGAUGUCGACUAGUUUAUAUUUAUAGAAUUAUUUUCAUUCGAUUACCCUCUCCAGACUGCUCAUAUUAUUAGAUCGACAGUGUAGAUAGUUCAGCGGUAAGCGAUAUAUUUCUCAAAUAAAUAAAAGCGAAAAGCAUAAAAAAAAUAUUAGGAUAGUAUUAAUGUAAGUACCACGUUUGAUUUACGUCGUAAUAGCUCUCCUUCAAUGUAACCUAGUGCCACAUACAAAUAAAUGUGCCAAACAAUGGGUAGCUGAAGACUACACGGUAUCUGCAAAUCGUAUACAUAGAAUAUUCGUAUGAAAUCGCAGUGUCGAUGGUUACAUAUAAUAAAUAAUUAUUAAAGGUUAUUUUUAACCACAUUACAUUAUUUUGCACUUUAGCUGUAAGAAUUGUACAAUUUAGGCUAACAUUUUUAAUACAUAUCCCUCGGACAUUUUAAUAUUUCUCCCUAAAGUCUUCCCCUUCAGUAUUUCUGUACUAGGUAAGUCAUUUUGUACUCAAAUUGUGCCAAAUAAUAUUUCUCUGAAAUUGAAGAUUGAAUGUGACGUCGGUGUUUGUGAAUCUGUGUCGUUUCGUGCUAGUCAAAUUGGUCUGAUGAAUUUAGAAAGAAAAUUUAUUUUAUUUUAAAACAAAUCUAGUCAAAAUUUCGAUUUUAUUUAAAUUCUUGAAAACGUCUAAAGAUUAUAUUUGUUUAUCGUCAAAGUUUUUAUCUAUACAAGUUCUCGCUUCAUGUUUUUACAUUAGCAAUAAAAUGAUGAAAUCAAUUAUUUAUAUUAUAUACAGAAUUGCUAGUAAGGCGAUGUAUGGAGCUUCGUACAUUAAGGUACCACAGGUAUAAAUAGAAUUUAAUCCCUAGAAUAAAUUUUUAACAGGAAGAGCUAAGUAAAUAGAGAGAGGAAAAUUUAUAGCUGUGAUGAAGUGUUUGGUGUGCACUUUUGUGCACGAGGUUAAUGUUUUAUAGGUUUGGUCAGGUAAGAGUAGCCAGCAGUAGUUUCGGAUGCUUAUAUUAGCUUGUAAUCUUGCUAUUGAAAACUACUGUCUCUUAAAAACGCUGGAAAACACAUUGAAAAUGUGGGAAAUAUGAUCGAUUGUGGUAAUCCUGUUUUAGCUAAAUUUUCGUUUAGAUUAAAUAUUUUUUGCGUCAGCCAUGUUUGUGAAUAUUGAAUGUACUUUAUCAAUUCUUAUUUGACCUAUUUGGUCAUAGUAUCUAGCAAUAAUUCGACAUAUUUCAAGAGCAUAAUAUUUUAAGUGUAACACUUCGGGACACGUGUUACUUAAUUCGGUGUUGUUAAAUGGUGUAUUUAGUACAAUGGAAUUAAAUAUUGAUAGUGAUAGUUAAUUUGAUGUGUAUUACGUUAAUAUAGUUUGCAAUAAUAUAGCAAUGACUUAUAAUCUUAGUAGAAUAGUUGUUAUUCGUUAUUGUUAAAGUUAUUCUUGAUUUGCUCAAUUAUUUAAAUGUUUAUCUAGGCAACUUCGGCCAAAAGUAUUUGUUUAGUGGUUGCGAUCACACAUGAAUUUAAGCGUGUGGUCUUCGUUUUAUUUGGUAAUAUUUGACAGAAGCCAUAAAGGAUAGUUGUAUACGCUAUAGAGACAUAGUUGUAUGAAGGAGUUUAUUAUUGCUCACAUAGAUUUAGUUUACUAACAACUUGUAAGACUUGACAGCUACUAAUGCAGAUUAUUUUCGUAACAAUUGAUUUUCGAUCGAUAUGAGAGCUACUUUAAUACUUUGCAAACUUUGAUUAUACGCUGAUUUCGUGUUUUUGAUGUUUGAUUUAGCCUUAUAGACAGGGUCAAACGCCAUAGUAUAAUAGUGCAAUUAAAUUUUAGUAAAUUUGUUAUUUUAAAAUCCUGUUAACACAUUCAAUUUAUAAUGCACCGUUUCUCUCUCGAGUUUGUGUUGCUGGGUAAUGAAAAGUUAGGAUAAUUUUGCAUUGCAGAUUAUAUAUAAAAAUAAUACUAUAUAUUAAUAUUUUACAAUGUGUUUGGGUAUAAGAGGGUUGUGUAAUUUGUUAUGUAUUAUACAAUAUUCAAAAUAUUCGCUUUAUAUCACACGGUAACACUUGACAAUUCAUCAAGACGUAGUUUCAGGGUAAUAACAAUUCUAAAAUCCCUCAAGAUUAACAAUUUUAAUUUCAAGGCGUAAGAGUCGUAGCACAGACUUGUACACUCAAAAGUUUGUGUUUAGUGGGCUGUGUCGUAUUUUCUUUUAAAAAUAGUAUUAAAAAUGACUGAGUAUGUUUAAGACAAAUUAACUCAAUCUAUGCUCCGGCUAUUUAGAUAAGCAUUUAUCACAAUCCAAUUUGAGAACAGUAUUUGAAUGCGUUUAUUUUUUAAAGCCCACAACAUACAACUGAUAUUUGAAAAGAUUCAUCUACUAUGCAACUAUCUUAUCGUGCAUUUGUAACGGCUAACAGUUAGUAAAGAGUUACGAAUUGUUAUUCGUUGGUUAAAUGCAGCAUUAAUAAUACACUCACUUAACGUAGAUUCUUCUUUUCUAGUGCAAUCGAUGUUCACUUGUCAUAUCUUUAUUAAAUAUCAAUGUAAUUGUCGACAUAUCUAAUCGUUUUGUGAAUUGAUUAAUGUUUAUAAUAAUUAUAAAUGUUGUACGUACGGUUACAGUAUACUGUCAUUCACAUAUUGUUUGUUUUCAUUAUGUUAUUUCAAUAAAGUGUGUACAUAAAUAAAA
Messenger RNA from Pieris rapae (cabbage white), 5244 nucleotides. RefSeq names its product poly(rC)-binding protein 3 (gene mub). Bases 298 to 1494 code for a protein of 398 amino acids. Gene Ontology annotation, biological process: regulation of gene expression; regulation of RNA metabolic process. Gene Ontology annotation, molecular function: mRNA binding. The record is from RefSeq and is a predicted model, not a curated record. NCBI's taxonomy places the organism in Eukaryota, Metazoa, Arthropoda, Insecta, Lepidoptera, Pieridae. The transcript is spliced from 12 exons. Gene Ontology annotation, cellular component: cytoplasm; nucleus.